CAGUGGGAACUGAAGCCUAUGAAGUCUACUACUUCGGUUAUUUACGAAACCGAAGCAUAAUCCUCUGCGACAAAGCCCUACGGCUUCGGUCUUUUACGAACCGAAGCCCACCCAAACUCAUUUCAUUUCUCUCAAUUCGUCUUCAUCGCGUCUACAUUCUUUCUUCAGAGAACUUAAUUUCUCUUCAACCACAUCUCGCGCCUCAAGGUAUUUCUUCUUCUUCACCGAAUCAUCAUCGUCUUCAUUACCUUGCGCGUCUCCUCCAACACCAAACCUCAUACUAUGAUAGGGUUUCUCUUCCAUUUAGCCUUUCCCUUUGUUUUGACCGAUUAAAAUCCAGUUUCCACCGAUUAAACACCAUUCUACCGAUUGAUUCUUCGAUUAGCUCCAUUCUCACCGUUCAAUCUCCAUUUCACACCGAUUAAUCGGUUCAUUUUAUGUUUUCCCCCUUUUCUAGGGUUCCAACGGUCCAUUUUAGGGUUCUUCGUGUUUAUAGGGUUUUCUACCAUUCAAAUCCUAGCUUCUUGUGUUCUAGUGAGUUCGAUCUCACUUUUGUGUCCGGUUAGGGUUUUCACUGUUCUUCUUCGCUUCUUCGAUCCAUUUUAAGGUUCUUUGAGUUUUCGUCAAAUUCCGCUGUGUUUCUCUAUACGAGGAAGCUUGAGGAUGUUCGAUUCACGAUCAUACAAAUCCAAUAGAUCCUCUCCUCAAGCGUCUUCCAUCAACUUUACUAUGAGGAUUGUGUCCCUAAGCACUUCACCAUCUAUGGUUACGCACGGAGUAAGAUGACUGAUGCAGAACUGAGAAAAUCAGAAGCACAUAACUCAUGUAUCCCCAUAUUAGGGCUGGGCAUGUUUUCAGUUUUUGAGCUCGCCUUCGAAGACUUUGCCGCACUCUGCCGUAACACUUCUCCUUUAGUUGGAACUGUGCAACCCAAAGGAAAAGGUAUUGAAAUUGCAAAACCUAUUAUUGAAGCCUUGAAAAGGAAAGGUGCUUCUGCUGUGGGAUUUGCUGGUUUCUGUUGGGGUGCUAGAACUGUGACUAACCUUGGAAAAACCAAACUUGUUCAAACUUCUGUGCUUUUACAUCCAUCAUUUAUCACUGUGGAUGACAUCCGUGGUGUUGAAGUUCCAAUUGCUAUACUUGGAGUUGAGCAUGACUCAAUCGCUCCUCCAAAGCUCUUAAAUCAAUUUAAACAAGUCUUAGAUGCUAAAUCUAAGAUGGCAAUUAAAUUGCAGAAGCAGCUGGGAAUUCUAAUUGCAUCCUGUGAUAUUUCGGAUGGAAAACUUGUCACUGAAGAAGAGAAAACAAUAAGCACUUCUAUAAGUUAAGGUGUUAUAUUUUACAACUUAUUUAGUCAACGAUGCAGUUUCCAUGUUCCAUGUUUAAUUCUUCAUAUUGCUUCUUGCCUAUUUUAUUUAUUGAGAACUUAUACAUGAGUGAACACCAAAAGCUUUCUGCUAUUUUAAAGUUGUAGUUCCUGUCAGAAUUAUGUCACUGUAUGAUAUUUGCUAAAAGUAUUAGGUAUAAUAAAUAGUUUGAUUUGAUA
This is a messenger RNA of Vigna angularis (adzuki bean), 1546 nucleotides long. RefSeq names its product endo-1,3;1,4-beta-D-glucanase. The record is from RefSeq and is a predicted model, not a curated record. Bases 783 to 1328 code for a protein of 181 amino acids. Gene Ontology annotation, molecular function: hydrolase activity. The transcript is spliced from 7 exons. Lineage: Eukaryota; Viridiplantae; Streptophyta; Magnoliopsida; Fabales; Fabaceae.